AUGCCUUCCGCAGUAAAUCGCCGUGUAGGUGUUAUCGGAGCUGGCGUUUUCGGUGUGGUGACGGCCGCCCACCUGCUCGCCGAGGGGCUGGACGUGACCGUGUUUGAGCGAGCGCCGGUGGCAGGAGGCGUAUGGGUUUGGGAAUCCAGAGUACCGCAUGAGCCUACCUAUCCGUCAGCAAAGCCGUCCGUCGCGGAAUCGACUUUCUUCAAGGCCGCAACAAACGGCGAGAAGAAGACGUGGCUCUCAGAACCAACCCCUGCAUACGAUAGCUUGAAGAAUAAUGUUCCAACGGAGUUGUUAGAAACAACCCUCAAUCCGCUGAAACCUGGCACAGAGUCGUUCGUGCUCCACAACGUCCUCAAAGAUUACAUCCAGGACACGGCAGAAAAAACUGGAGUGAACAAGAACACACAGUUUAACACCAGAGUGGAACACGUUUCCAAGACUGGAAAUCAGUGGAAGCUCGUAUCGUCGACGUGGGAUGAAGCCAAGGGGGAAGCAGUAUCCAAGGAAUGGUCUUUUGAUUCAGUUAUUGUAGCCUCUGGGCAUUACCACGCACCAAGAGUCCCAAAUAUCCGCGGCCUGUCGGAGUGGAAGAGUAAAUUCCCAUCACGGAUUCAGCACUCUAAGAGCUACAGAAACGCCAACGGAUACGAGAACCAGAACGUGCUGGUCAUCGGAGGCAGCGCAUCAUCACUCGACGCCGUCAAGGAGAUUGUCCCAGUAGCGAAGAAAGUAUGGCAGUCUACUAGAGGCGGCGCCUUCGACCUCCCUGCCGCUGUAUUGCCAGAUGAAGUAGAGAGGAUCGGAGAAGUCGUCGAAUUCCAUCCCCCUGGACAGGACGCGACUGAGGGAUCUAUCGGGAACGCAACUCUGGCAGACGGCACUGUUAUCAAAGACAUCGACAGGAUCGUCGUGGCAACCGGAUAUCAGUUCUCGCUACCCUUCUUGCUCGAGUACCACCGAGAUGAUGUGAAAGCUUCCGACGCAGACGACAAAGUGCUGGUAACAGAUGGCACUCAGCUCCACAACCUCCACCAAGACAUUUUCUACAUCCCCGAUCCCACUCUCAUCUUCAUCGGUGUGCCGUUUUACACGGCGACCUUCUCCUUCUUCGAGUUCCAGGCUAUAGCCGCUGCCGCUUUCCUGUCAGGAAAGGCCAAGCUCCCGUCGGUGGAGGCUCAAAGGGCCGAAUAUAGCGAAAGAGUCAAGGCAAAGGGCUUCGGCAAGAAAUUCCACGCUAGGCUUGGGGAGGAUCUAGAGUAUGCUGCAGGGCUGAUGAAAUGGGUCAACGAGGGACGAGACCCGGCAGACAGGAAGCCAGAUGGGUAUUCAGAGAAGUGGAUUGCCGAUAGGGAAAGACUGCGGCAUAACCCCGACCCGAAGAACUCUCUGUUUGAGAAGACCAAGAUUUAG
Molecule: messenger RNA, 1419 nt
Organism: Clonostachys rhizophaga
Lineage: Eukaryota; Fungi; Ascomycota; Sordariomycetes; Hypocreales; Bionectriaceae
Source: the annotation of a GenBank genome assembly